UCACAGGUUUGGAAAAAGGCAGCUGUCGUGCUGCUCCCUCCUACAGAGCAGAACAAACGCUAUAUUCAUCUGAACCUGAAACUCCCCCGAGCAACUUCAGGACAGACGGAGCACAAUAAUAUCAUUAAUGCAGCUGGACGCAGACACGCACGCCGUCUGAUCUGAUCCACUGUCAGUUCUUACAAUGUGGAAGAUCUGCGGUGUCCUGCUCGCCUGGGCUCUGCUGCUCAUUCUGCACGUGCGAGCUCAGACUCCGAACAGACAGAGCUUCACGUGUGGUGGGAAUAUCACAGGAGAGUCGGGUGUUAUUGGUAGUCAGGGUUAUCCGGGCGUCUAUCCGCCGAAUACCAAAUGUGUGUGGAGAAUUACAGUUCCAGAGGGCAAAGUGGUCGUCCUCUCAUUUCGUUUUCUCGACUUAGAGAGUGACAACCUGUGCCGCUACGAUUAUGUGGAUGUUUAUAGUGGCCAUGCCAAUGGACAGCGUCUCGGCCGCUUCUGUGGGACAUUCAGGCCAGGAGCCCUUGUUUCUACAAGCAACAAGAUGCUUGUACAAAUGAUUUCUGAUGCCAACACAGCUGGCAGCGGCUUCCUGGCUGUGUACUCUGCUGCCAACCCAAAUGAACGAGGGGAUCAGUACUGUGGUGGGAGAUUAAUGAAGCCGUCAGGAACCUUCAAGACCCCCAACUGGCCAGAGAAAGACUAUCCUGCUGGAGUCACAUGUUCUUGGCAUAUAGUAGCACCGAAGAACCAGAUUAUAGAGGUGAAAUUUGAGAAAUUUGAUGUGGAGAGGGACAACUACUGCCGUUAUGAUUAUGUAGCAAUUUUUAAUGGUGGAGAAAUCAAUGAUGCUAAAAGAAUUGGGAAAUACUGUGGUGACAGCCCACCCGCACCCGUGUUCUCAGAGGGGAAUCAGCUCUUCAUUCAGUUCCUCUCAGAUCUCAGUUUAACAGCGGAUGGCUUUAUUGGUCAUUACAAAUUUAGACCCAAGAAGUUUCCCUCCACAACCGUUCCACCAACCACGUCAGCACCACCCACCACCACCAGACCGAUACCUUUGAAGUACUCUGCAGCGCUGUGUCAACAGAAAUGCAAACGGAAGGGAACCCCUGAGAGCCACUACUGUUCCAGCAACUUUGUGAUCACUGGAACAGUCAUCACCGCUGUAACGCGAGGAGGUAGCAUGUAUGCCACCAUCUCCAUAAUCAAUGUCUACAAGGAAGGUAACCUUGCUAUCCAGCAGGCUGGCAAAACCAUGAGCACAAAGAUUGUCAUCCUUUGCAAGAAGUGCCCCUACGUCAGACGAGGUUUGAACUACAUCUUCAUGGGCCAGGCAGAUGAGGAGGGCCGUGGCAUGAUCGCCCCCCAUCAUUUCAUCAUGGCUUUCAAGGCCAAGCACCAGAGGGCCUUCAACAUGCUGAAGAACAAACGCUGCUGAGCUCUUACCGACAAACUUUGCUCUCAAAAUCCACACAUGGGUGUGUGAUGUCUUCAUAUUUGCCCUGCAUGUCCCAACUUCCUUCAUCGCUCAUUCCAGAGGAGCCCGAAGGCUGUUGAAGCACAUGGCACACGCCUGGUUGGGCUCUCUUGGUUCCUACUUCUCUUCUUACUGUUGUGAUGAGCAUCAAAAUGGCAGCAAGAGCAAAAAUAGUAAGACAUGACAGAUGAAGAAAGCUAAAAUGUAAAGAUCAAGAUGACGGUGUUUUGAAUGGCACAGUUUUCAAGAUAUUUCUAGAUUUUUGAUCAAAUAGCAAAAUUGGAGGAGCUGAUAAUGUCUAAAAGGCAAUAAACUAGUAGCACACCUUUGAAAUAAUGCUGGAUAUGUCACAUUUUGUCUAUAAAAUAUUUUAAUAGAAACGGAUACCUAGUGGUAAAUGUUAAGUUAUAAAUUAUUUGUUUAAUGAAAGAAAAAAUAAAAUUCAUUAUCAGUUAA
Onychostoma macrolepis is the source of this 1930-nucleotide messenger RNA. RefSeq names its product procollagen C-endopeptidase enhancer 2b (gene pcolce2b). Gene Ontology annotation, molecular function: protein binding. The transcript is spliced from 9 exons. NCBI's taxonomy places the organism in Eukaryota, Metazoa, Chordata, Actinopteri, Cypriniformes, Cyprinidae. The coding region runs from base 185 to 1435 and encodes 416 amino acids. The record is from RefSeq and is a predicted model, not a curated record.